AUGGCUGGAGGUCUACAGGACUGUGGCCUCGUACCCCCACCUUUGGCCCAAGCGCAAGAAGGCGUAUUAUUGGGAGAAACUUUCGAAGAAGAGGGAAGUGGAACAAUUUGGUCCGAUAAGCCACACAAAGAGUUCUGGACACUGUACAACGCUGUCCUCCAAGGUCACCACGAGAACCGCCGAAGCCAUGCCGAUAUCAACGCCCUCAGAAAGGCCUUACCUCUUUUCAAGUCACUGCGAAGCCUCGUUAUCAGUAACCGCACAGCCGAUGAUUGCUUCGACUCGGGCGCGCAGAGUGAAGAAUCGAGCAGCCCAGUUGUCAAGAUGUGGAGGCGUCUUGGAGUUUCCAAGCUCGAACGACCUCCUUUCCCGCCUAGAUGUGACUGGGUAGUAGGAUGGGACGAGCUCGCGGGAGCCAUGUAUCCAGAUUGGUUCUAUGAUGAAUUGGACAGACAGAUCAACGAAUAUGGACUACCACCUGCCAAUGGCGAGGUUAACAUGACACGCGACCCAGACGGCCAGUUCCCGGUGAGAGGAAAUCGCAUGAGCUAUCAGGAAGUCCACACUGCCUCGUCAUUUGACUGGACUGACUACAAUUGGCUGGAAUCGGAAUCGGAAGCAUUCUGCCACACCGUCGGGCAACAGGCUCGUGGUAUAUUCAUCGCUCUCGUGGUCCUCGGGAAUCCUCGCAUACAACUCACUGAAUUCAGGGUCGAUUCCUCUCUUGAGGUAUACCAGGCCCCACACCAGCCUGGUCUUUCAGUCCAACUUUUCAACAGUAACAAGUCGCCAUUCCUGCGACAACUUGUGUCUCCCUUCUCCACCUGCAACUUGGCCAAGUUCCAUCUUGUGCUGAGCAACUAUUGGGAUCCAAGUUUUGUUGGAUAUGUAGGCGGGUUCGCAAUUCAGAAUCGAAACAUCGCUGCCCUUCUUGCCUCCAUACCGCAAUUAGAGGAUCUUCUUCUCGAGCUACACGGUAUGUCGUUCUUUCUUGCGAUGCCGGCCGACAUCAAGUAUGACCGACUUCGACGCGUCGAGUUCAGCUGCGGAGAGAUAGCCCCCCUGGGGCUCGUCGAAUUUGUUCAGCGCCACGCCGCGACCCUCGAAACUCUUAGUGUCCAGUACUGCUGUAUUGAUCCGCAUCUUUUCGCCGAGACUUGGGAGGACGUUAUGCGAGAAAUCCAAAAGUUGCAAGAUGAAGGAACUCUGAAGAUUCACGAUGGGGAACUGGUCAAUGUUUAUGUCCAUCGGCCCUGUCGAGGUUGCGGGAAGAACCGUACCCUCGAGCUCGACGACACUGAUUCCCUGAUUUGCAGUCGGGAAUUUGGAUGCUUUUCGAAACGGAGGGAGUACCUUGAGCGGUCGUGGGACUUGCCGAGUAACGAUGAGGUCUGGGAUGAUGAGACCGGGAGCGAUGGAGAUAGUGAGGGUGAGGCUGGAGGCGAUGAGGAUGCAGACAACGAAGACGGCGAAAGCGAUUGA
Fusarium odoratissimum NRRL 54006 is the source of this 1482-nucleotide messenger RNA. RefSeq lists its product as uncharacterized. NCBI's taxonomy places the organism in Eukaryota, Fungi, Ascomycota, Sordariomycetes, Hypocreales, Nectriaceae. Bases 1 to 1482 code for a protein of 493 amino acids. The transcript has 3 exons. The record is from RefSeq and is a predicted model, not a curated record.